Dermatophagoides farinae (American house dust mite) is the source of this 901-nucleotide messenger RNA. RefSeq lists its product as uncharacterized. Gene Ontology annotation, molecular function: protein binding. Lineage: Eukaryota; Metazoa; Arthropoda; Arachnida; Sarcoptiformes; Pyroglyphidae. The record is from RefSeq and is a predicted model, not a curated record.
UUUCAAAACAUACGGAAAAUAUUUUAAUAUUUUGAUUUUUUUGAUGUUUAGAAAGAAAAAAAAUGUCUAAAUUACCACCGGCAUUAGCCUCACGUUUAGCUCAACGUGGUCUAUUGAAUCGCCACGAGAAACCAUCAACAGCAGCAGCAGUGCCAGUUGAACAAGAAGAAGAAGUUAUUGCCGAAGAUUAUGAUGAAACACCUAAACAAGAAUUUAUUGAAUUGAAAACAAUCGAUACGGUUAUUGGUUGUCCAAAUAAAUACAAUAUUUAUCAUAAUUGUACAAGUUUUUGUUCGAAAAAAUAUGCCAAUGUUCGAAAAGAACCGAAUAAACGUAUACGUAAAAUAUUUGCCAGAUUAUUGAAAAAAUAUCCAUUAAAAGAUUCUGUAUGGGAACAGGUUUAUGAACCAGGAUUACAAACAUUUUAUUUUUGGAAUACUGAAACUGAUCAGGUUUCAUGGUUACCACCUAAUCAUCCAGAUGCUAAAAUAUCGUUAUCAGCUGAAAAACUUCGUCGAUUAGUACGUGAUGAUCAUCAUCAUCAUGAUAAAAAUGAUAAUGAAAGUAGUGAUGAAAAAGAAUCGAUAAAAGAUGAUGGUUCCAACGAUGAUGAUGAUGAUAAUGAUGACGACGACGAUGAUGAUGAUGAUGAUGAUGAAGAAGAUAGUGAUGAUGAUAAUUCCAUUGAUGAUGAUGAUAAUGAUGAACUAAAACAAACCACUGUAAAAAGAAUGAGAAAAAUGGUCGAAAAUCGAAAUCAACUAGAUCCAAUGGACCCGGCUUCAUAUUCUCAUAUUCCACGUGGGAAAUGGUCUGAUGGACUAAGGUAAUAUAUGUAUUCUAUAUAAUCAUUAAUUCAUUUUAUUGUAAUAGAAAAAAAUUUGAUAAUUUUACAAUAUGA